Messenger RNA from Daphnia magna, 756 nucleotides. RefSeq lists its product as uncharacterized. The coding region runs from base 93 to 392 and encodes 99 amino acids. Lineage: Eukaryota; Metazoa; Arthropoda; Branchiopoda; Diplostraca; Daphniidae. The record is from RefSeq and is a predicted model, not a curated record. The transcript has 3 exons.
UCCUGAUCCUCACAGUAAGAAUUUGUGCUUAUAUAGCUGAAAAUGAUUUUCCCUUGUCCCUUGUUGACAGCUUCCUUGCGUUGUUGAAAAGUAUGUUUCCUGAUGACAAAGUUUUGUCAAAAGUCAAUUUGGGACGUACAAAAUGUUCAAACAUCAUAAGAUAUGGCUUUGGAACAUAUCUAACUGAUGCCCUUAAAAAGAGACUAUCGGAAACAUUUUGGUCAUUAGUCAUCGAUGAAACAACAGACGUUUCAACUGUCAGCCAGCUUGCUGUCAUGGUUCAUUACUGGGACAAGUGCAAGAAGCGUUUCAUCGUUGAACCUUUUGAUCUUAUUGACUUGAUAGAUGGUACAGCUAAGGGGAUUAUUUCUACUCUGAUACUAGAUGGCUAGCCCUGGAGUAUGCCGUUAGCAGAGUUCUCGAACGAAUAGACCCUCUACUGGAGUACUACAAAGAAGAAAACAAGAAGGACCCGACAGUAUUUUAUGAUCUCAUGAUUACAGCAGCAGAAGAUCCCUUCACCAAAGUGUAUCUUGAGUUCCUUGUGUACGCACUGAAUUUUUUCAACGAAUUCAACAUAACUUUUCAAUCGGAGGUUCCACAUGUACAUACUUUGAAACAAAAUCUUCAUGGAAGAUAGCUAUGUUAAUGAGUGUGAUCCUAUGCAGCUCGAUCCUUUUCUCGAAGACCAAUUUCUUCCUCUUUCGGAUGUUUAUUUGGGUAAUAAAGUUAGCUUGAAGCAUUUGGCUGAUUAAA